Molecule: messenger RNA, 264 nt
Organism: Caenorhabditis remanei
Lineage: Eukaryota; Metazoa; Nematoda; Chromadorea; Rhabditida; Rhabditidae
Exons: 2
Coding region: 1-264 (87 amino acids)
Source: RefSeq, a predicted model, not a curated record
AUGUGCGACGAAGCCGCCCGUCUUGCCAAAAUUGGCCGUCAAGAAUACGAUCUGAUUCGUAUUCACGAUGCACCAAACUGCGACGAUCAGACGAAAUUCGAGUGUGACUUGGAGCUUGCUCGAUUCCAAGUCAUCAGAAGUCAAAUCGCGUUGAAGAACGUUUACAACGAGGAGUUCGUGACUCCAGCCAAGCUCCGUUAUCUUCGUGACGAUCUGGAAGCAGCCGAGGAGCAUCUCAAGAAGUUACUCGAGCUCUCUCAAUGA